AUGGAGUCGCAUAACACAUCCCGGGCGGACCUUCGGCACAAGAGGCGAGUCUCCUGCAUUAUCUGUGCCAAGGGUAAGCGGAGAUGCUCCCGCCAGAUCCCAUCGUGCACCCGUUGCGCCGAGAAAGGCCUUGUCUGUCGAUAUCCUGCUCCUCGCAUCUCCUAUGUUCCUCCUGUCGAACUCGUCUUCUCUUCUGAUGGCCCGCCGACGGUGUAUCAGGACCUGCGCGGAUCCACCGGCAACUCUGCCGGUUCCAGUACUUCAAGUGCUACAAUUAACGGCAAUUACCAUGAGGAGCUCCUCGUAGAUAGUACUAACAAAAAUAGGAACCAUUUCACCCAGGACUCCAUUUCAUUCUUGACUGAAUCCCGUUCUAUUACCACUGGAGGUGAACCUACAUUGGCUCCUCAUCUAUCUAACCCGUGGUUUCUAUCGCCAAGCUCCUGGGUUAUUACAGACAAUGCCGACUCCGUCCGACCUCGCGGAUGUUUCAACGAGGAGGCACUUCGACAGUUUCCGGAGCAUGCUAUGGCUUGGCUAAAACAGUGGUCUGUAAAAGGCCAUUGCCCUUUCAUUCACUUGAACCAGCAGAAGACUUUCAACGGCUUCCCAGACUGCCUGCAAGAUGCUUACACCGUUACCGCCGCAUACACAAAUUCCACGCCAGCAACAAAACAAUUGGCCUUGCGUAUUCUUCAAAGCCGCGCCGCACAGCUCGUCAGCAACUUUAAAGACGCACGAUCCUUAGAGGACCUUGUCUUUGGUCCCAUGACGGCCCUAUCCCGCCUUCAAGCUCUUCUAGUAUAUACCAUUGUAGGACUUUUCGACGGUGAUAUCCGCGCAAGGGGCCAGGCUGAAAGUAAUCUCGAUGUCAUUACCUUGUGGGCAACGGAGCUCUGGGAGCGGACCGUGCUGGAUAUAUCUCAUGGUCGCGUGGCUGAAGACAACCCUAGCACUGCCGCCAAUCACCCUCCGGACACGGAAAGUUGCAAGCAACCUGGAAUGACGCAAGGGGUCGUGGAUGCCACUGCGCCUCUGUCAAUGGAUCAGACCAUUAGCACCACCAAGUACGACUACAUGGGGCUUCUCAUGGACGGAACAGUCUAUUCUGCUUGGCAAUCGUGGACAUUUGCCGAAUCGAUACGCAGGACUUGUCUCACUGCUGGCAUCACCCGCUCCGUAUUUCGGGUCCUGCAGAAAGGGUGGUCCGAUUGUCCUGGAGGCAUAAUCUUUACCGCAGCGAACGGACUGUGGGACGCACCAGAUCCGCAUAUAUGGAUGAAGCGUGUUUCUUCGUCGGGGUUUUUGCCCAUACGGCACACAGAAUUGGAAACCUUAGUAGAUCAGACAGAUCGCUCCAAAGUGGAUGAGUUUUCGCAAACCAUUGUAAUAAUAUCAUUUGGGUUGGAGAGGUAUGCACAAUGGGGAGCUGAUUCCAAUCAACAGGAAACUAUGUCUGCAGACUCACAGAAGUUAGUGGCAUAA
Messenger RNA from Trichoderma breve, 1485 nucleotides. RefSeq names its product fungal zn(2)-Cys(6) binuclear cluster domain-containing protein. Gene Ontology annotation, biological process: regulation of DNA-templated transcription. The record is from RefSeq and is a predicted model, not a curated record. NCBI's taxonomy places the organism in Eukaryota, Fungi, Ascomycota, Sordariomycetes, Hypocreales, Hypocreaceae. The transcript has a single exon. Gene Ontology annotation, molecular function: zinc ion binding; DNA-binding transcription factor activity, RNA polymerase II-specific. Bases 1 to 1485 code for a protein of 494 amino acids.